AUGGACAACGUAUCAGUAUCAAAGGGUGUUUUUCCUCAUAAAGGUGCAUAUAAAAUUGGGAGUAGGCAAUCAGAAUUUCAAUCGCCAGAUUAUUGUAAUGAACCAUGGUAUCUUACUUAUGAAGAAACAUGGGAAAGCAUUCAAACAGCGGUAGAGGAUAUGAGAUCAAAUACGUUUCAACAAAUUUUGAGAGAUUUACAAUCUUUUGUUUCUAAAAUUAAAGAGAGACCGCUAGAACAAUUUGAGAAUGAAAUACAAACGGCUUUAGUAUUAACAGGAGUUAAUUCUUCUGAUCAUGCAAUAAUGUUUCAAAGAAUACAGUCUAAGUUAGAAUCUAUAACAAAGCAUAUAGCAAUUAUAUCAAGUAAAGAUUCAAAUAGUAUAAGGAAUAUCAUAGAAGAAUCAAUUUCUCAAUUGAUUAAUAAAAAGAGUGAAGAAGUAUUGAUUAAAAAAAGCAUGUGUCAUAUGAGAAAUCUAAAACUGUGGCACCAGAAACACUGUGAUCAAAAUGAUCCACUUGUUAUAGUGGUAUCAGAUUUUGAAAGUUCUUCUUCUGAAGUAUUACGUGAUUUUAUUUUAAUAUUGAGUUCAUAUUCAAGCACUAUGAAAUUUAUUCUUAUAUUUGGUGUUGCUACCACAUUGCAUGUCCUUCAUAGAUCCUUAACAUAUGAUGUUACAUCAAAGUUAAAUAUUCAAGUAUUUUCUAUGCAAAAACAAAUUGAUAUUUUAUCAUAUGUACUAGAAAAUACUGUUUUUUGUACAAAUAUCCCAUUUAAGUUGACUGGACGUGCCUUUCAGUUAUUAACAGAUAUUUUUCUGUUUUAUGAUUUUUCUGUAGAAAGUUUCUUACGAAGUUACAAGAUAUGUAUGAUACUACACUUUUAUGCAAACAAUAUAAGCUCUCUUUGUUGCCACCCUAAAAAAAUACAAAGCAGAAUGUCUUCUUUAACCGAUGAAGAUUUGGAAGAAAUUAAAAAAUUGCCUUCAAUAGAAAAAUAUAUAAAAGAGUCCAACUGUGAGAGCAAAGACAAAUUGCUUCAGAACGACGAAUUCAAGGAAAUACUGAUACAGUUGUUGAACAAUUUUCAUCAAUAUAUGCACCGGUUUUUAUUAGCACUGAGAUGCCUCCAUAAUCUCUUUUCAUCAUUGCCAAAUGCACCUAUGGGUAAACAGCUACGUGAAUACUACACAAAAGUUGUUUGCACAUACGAUUUGAAGGAAUCUGAAGAGUAUAAGGAAUGCUUUCAAUUGUUGAGCUUUUUAUCCAAGACUGAACUUCUCUCGAAACUGAAUUCUUUAAUAACAAUUAUUGGAAGUUCUGAAGAUUCCAUUAUGAAGAGAGAUCAAGCAAAUCUACAGGAUUUCAUAAAGACAAUCGAGGAGGCUAGUUUGGAACUUGCUACAACACCUGUCGAUAUCGUCUCUACCGGUGAGAAGCUCAGUCGACUUCAGCUGAAAGAGAAAUUGCUGAAAUGGUCGCAAACACAGUCUCGAUCGCCAUAUAAACUAGUUCAACAGGAUGUGCUCAAUUUCUUGGAUCACAUGUUUUCUGUUCAUCUGGUCAAUCCUAAUAACAUACCAGCGAAUGAGAUAUUUUGCUACAGCGAUGGAAAUCUGGCGAAGCAACAUAUUCGUGGAUCCUUGAGGGCAGCGAUUCACACUGGAUUGAACGAUCCACAAGUUUACUUGAACUGCGAGUGCUGCAAAUUGGAGAACGACGACGCCAUUCCGUCCACGCUGCCUGACCGCAGUAUAAUUUACAAGCUGCACUUGGAAUCCAGGAAGCUGAUCAAUAUGUACGACUGGCUGCAGGCAUUUUUAAUUAUCGUGGAUUCAACAGCGGACGCAAAGGAGCAACGAGACGUGCCCCCGAAAUUACAAGCCCGUUUUACUCAAGCAGUCGCUGAGCUGGAGUUCCUCGGUUUCAUCAAGAGUUCACGACAGAAAACGGAUCACGUGAAGAGACUCACUUAA
Molecule: messenger RNA, 1974 nt
Organism: Eufriesea mexicana
Lineage: Eukaryota; Metazoa; Arthropoda; Insecta; Hymenoptera; Apidae
Gene: Orc3
Product: origin recognition complex subunit 3
Exons: 14
Coding region: 1-1974 (657 amino acids)
Biological process (GO): DNA replication initiation; DNA replication
Cellular component (GO): nuclear pre-replicative complex; nuclear origin of replication recognition complex; DNA replication preinitiation complex
Molecular function (GO): DNA replication origin binding
Source: RefSeq, a predicted model, not a curated record